Molecule: messenger RNA, 844 nt
Organism: Geodia barretti
Lineage: Eukaryota; Metazoa; Porifera; Demospongiae; Tetractinellida; Geodiidae
Source: the annotation of a GenBank genome assembly
UUUGCACGUGCGCAUGUAACUUUUGGGUGUUGUUUUGCGCCUUGCCGCCCGCUCUUUUGUCUCGCCUUCCCUGGAAAAGACCGUAAGUUUUUUUGGGUGCAUAAAUGGGCAAGAACAAGCCCUUGACAGGAAGAAAGAAGACACUUCAGUUGAGUGGCGCAAGAAAGUUGGAAUCAGGUUCCCCACUGAGUGGAAGGGGCAUUUACACCCAAACUGCUACUAACCCUGCCUCAGACCCUGAAAUCUCCACGGAGAGCCCUAGUUCCCAACCAGGUAUAUAAAAGACAAAAACAACCAGGGAGGCAUACGCAGGAUGCCGUGCCUGGUGUUGUACAAUACGAGUUGAAAAACGCAUGAUUUUAUUAAUGCUCCUUUCUUUCCAGUCGUUGUUAUGGCCACUCUUCAGCAGCUUGCUGACAUGCGUGUAUGUGUUUAUACCGUAGGUCUGGUUGCCACGGUAACCGACACCCUCCCCGGGUGUUUCUAUUUAGUGCACGCCACCUCUCAUCGUGCCUUGUUUUCUCUCUUUCUCUCUCGUUUCUCUGCUUCAGAAGUGCAGGAGACGGUCGAACAGGAAGAAGAAAAAGGAAAACUCGCUGAUUUUAUGAAAGCAAUCCACACGCUGGGAAGCAGAGAAGAUAUCGAACCACCUAAUGAAAUUGGAGAAGACAAGGAGAGUGUUAAUAUGGCUGAGCAAGAACCUACUCUGCAAUCUGGAGCUCCCUCUGUUGGUGAAGUGCCAACUUCAUUCUGGCACCAAGUGAUGGACUCUAACAGCAACCAUCCAUACUACUGGAGCCCCGUGACUAACGAAGUAUCUUGGACAUUACCUGAUGGAGGGGUA